CUGAGGUGGGGGUGUAGUGUCCCUGCCGGUAGGACCGAGCGAGCCUGCCUGCCUCACUUCUGACUGUGAAACACCCCGGGUCUAGGUACCUGGCGAGCGGUGGAAUCCGUGACAAGUUUCUAUGAUGGUCGGUUCAGCUCUCAGGCAAGUCGCCCGUGCAUGUGUCUCCCUGCUGAGCAAGGCCAGUCACGUCUCCAGAGGCCAUCAGCAUCAGGCCUGGGGCUCGAGGCUUGCUGCUUCUGAGCUUGCUGCCCAAGGAGCUCCCGGCCACGUGGUGGAGCUGCUGGGCAAGUCCUACCCUCAGGAUGACCACACCAACCUCACCCGGAAAGUCAUCUCAAGGGUAGGUAGGAACCUGCACAACCAGCAGCAUCACCCUCUGUGGCUGAUCAAGGAGAGGGUGAAGGAGCACUUCUACAAGCAGUACGUGGGCCGCUUUGGGACCCCGCUGUUCUCGGUCUACGACAGCCUUUCUCCAGUGGUCACAACCUGGCAGAACUUUGACAGCCUGCUCAUCCCAGCUGACCACCCCAGUAGGAAGAAGGGGGACAACUAUUACCUGAAUCGGACGCACAUGCUGAGAGCGCACACGUCGGCGCACCAGUGGGACUUGCUGCAUGCAGGGCUGGACGCCUUCCUGGUGGUGGGCGACGUCUACAGGCGCGACCAGAUCGACUCCCAGCACUACCCUAUUUUCCACCAGCUGGAAGCUGUCCGGCUCUUCUCCAAGCACGAGUUAUUUGCUGGUAUAAAGGAUGGAGAAAGCCUACAGCUCUUUGAACAAAGUUCUCGCUCUGCCCAUAAACAAGAGACACACACCAUGGAGGCCAUGAAGCUUGUAGAGUUUGACCUUAAGCAAACGCUUACCAGGCUUGUGAGACAUCUUUUCGGAGAUGGGCUGGAGAUAAGAUGGGUAGACUGCUACUUUCCUUUUACUCAUCCUUCCUUCGAGAUGGAGAUCAACUUCCAUGGAGAAUGGCUAGAAGUUCUUGGCUGUGGGGUGAUGGAACAACAACUGGUCAAUUCAGCUGGUGCUCAGGACAGAAUUGGUUGGGCCUUCGGUUUAGGACUGGAAAGGCUGGCCAUGAUCCUCUACAACAUUCCUGACAUCCGCCUCUUCUGGAGUGAGGACGAGCGCUUUCUGAAGCAGUUCCGUGUGUCCGAUAUUAAUCAGAAGGUGAAAUUUCAGCCUCUUAGUAAAUAUCCUGCUGUGAUAAAUGACAUUUCAUUCUGGCUGCCCUCUGAGAAUUAUGCAGAGAAUGACUUCUACGACUUAGUCCGGACAAUAGGAGGAGACCUGGUGGAAAAGGUUGAUCUUAUAGACAAGUUUGAACAUCCAAAGUAAGUGAAAA
Molecule: messenger RNA, 1352 nt
Organism: Propithecus coquereli (Coquerel's sifaka)
Lineage: Eukaryota; Metazoa; Chordata; Mammalia; Primates; Indriidae
Gene: FARS2
Product: phenylalanyl-tRNA synthetase 2, mitochondrial
Exons: 6
Coding region: 122-1345 (407 amino acids)
Biological process (GO): phenylalanyl-tRNA aminoacylation
Cellular component (GO): cytoplasm; mitochondrion
Molecular function (GO): tRNA binding; phenylalanine-tRNA ligase activity; ATP binding
Source: RefSeq, a predicted model, not a curated record